AUGUUCUCCAAGAUCUUCCUCGUUGCCCUGGCGUCCUCGCCCCUCGUUGCUGCCCACGGCAAGAUCGCCGCCAUCCAGGGCGACGCUGGCGGCAACACCACCGGCCUCGGCAUCCAGGGCGGCGUCGUGCCCGGCGCCGGCCGCAACUCCAAGACCGAGGUCGACACCACCGUCUUCAGCUCCAUCAAGGCCCAGUCCAACGGCCUCGGCCGCACCACCGGCCAGGGCAAGAACACCAUCGACAUGGUCAGCCAGGCCCAGGCCCUGAGCGGCGGCGGCGACCUGCCCCAGGUCUCGGCCGACAACGGCUCGCUCUCGGGCGUCUUCCACAUCGUCACCACCGACGGCGCCGGCCCCCUCAAGGCCGUCCUCGACACCACCGGCACCGGCAACUUUGCCGACGGCGCCCUCAUGGACGUCACCACCCAGGUCCCCGGCACCUUUGGCAACAUCUCCCCCUCCGGCAACCCCAUCCGCCGCGCCCUCGUCGCCAUGGGCGUCAUCGCCAAGCGCGCCGCCAACGUCAACAAGGACUACCCCGUCGCCGUCGCCGUCCCCGCCGGCACCACCUGCACCGGCACCGUCAACGGCCAGUCCAACGUGUGCCUGGCCAAGAUUGCCAACUCGAACCCGGCCGGCCCCUUUGGCGGCGUCGUCGCCUUCCAGGUCGCCAACGGCGCCGCCUCGUCGACCUCCUCGUCCUCCGGUUCCACCGACAGCGCCGCCUCGGCCGCUGCUGCCUCCGGCUCGGCCAGCACGGCCGAGGCGGUGUCGGCCAAGGCCAACAAGAACAAGAGCGGCAAGCGUGGUGUCAAGUUCACCGCUUAA
Molecule: messenger RNA, 828 nt
Organism: Sporothrix schenckii 1099-18
Lineage: Eukaryota; Fungi; Ascomycota; Sordariomycetes; Ophiostomatales; Ophiostomataceae
Product: cell surface protein
Exons: 1
Coding region: 1-828 (275 amino acids)
Source: RefSeq, a predicted model, not a curated record